Suricata suricatta (meerkat) is the source of this 204-nucleotide messenger RNA. RefSeq names its product histone H2B 1/2. The coding region runs from base 1 to 195 and encodes 64 amino acids. Gene Ontology annotation, cellular component: nucleosome. Gene Ontology annotation, molecular function: DNA binding; structural constituent of chromatin; protein heterodimerization activity. NCBI's taxonomy places the organism in Eukaryota, Metazoa, Chordata, Mammalia, Carnivora, Herpestidae. The transcript has a single exon. The record is from RefSeq and is a predicted model, not a curated record.
AUGAACUCGUUCGUCAACGACAUCUUCGAGCGCAUCGCGGGCGAGGCGUCGCGCCUGGCGCAUUACAACAAGCGCUCGACCAUCACGUCGCGGGAGAUCCAGACGGCCGUGCGCCUGCUGCUGCCCGGCGAGCUGGCCAAGCACGCCGUGUCCGAGGGCACCAAGGCCGUCACCAAGUACACCAGCUCCAAGUGAACCUGCCAA